Messenger RNA from Chelonoidis abingdonii (Abingdon island giant tortoise), 11657 nucleotides. RefSeq names its product ATP binding cassette subfamily A member 1 (gene ABCA1). NCBI's taxonomy places the organism in Eukaryota, Metazoa, Chordata, Testudines, Testudinidae. Gene Ontology annotation, molecular function: ATP hydrolysis activity; ATP binding; ABC-type transporter activity. The record is from RefSeq and is a predicted model, not a curated record. Gene Ontology annotation, biological process: lipid transport; transmembrane transport. Gene Ontology annotation, cellular component: membrane; intracellular membrane-bounded organelle.
CCGGCGGCCGCGCAGCUCACCGCACUGCUGCGCGCACGGGGCCGGGGCUCCGCGCAGCGGGGAGACCGCAGUGGCGGCCAGUGAAUGUCCAGCCACAGUGUCCCUGCCAUGUGCUGCUGCUGCUGCACAGGGGGAGCUUCCAGGACUUACUGAAGGAAGAUGGCUUUCUGGACACAGUUGGGAUUGCUGCUAUGGAAGAACUUCACGUACAGGAGAAGGCAGACAUUUCAGCUGCUGAUUGAAGUUGCUUGGCCUCUCUUUAUCUUCUUCAUAUUGAUCUCCGUACGCCUUUCAUAUCCACCCUAUGAACAACAUGAGUGUCACUUUCCAAACAAGGCAAUGCCUUCAGCGGGAACCUUGCCCUGGGUCCAAGGGAUUAUCUGUAAUGCCAACAACCCUUGCUUCCGCUACCCAACACCCGGGGAAUCCCCAGGUGUCGUCGGAAACUUCAACAGGUCUAUCAUUUCCCGCUUGUUCUCUGAUGCCAAGAGGUUACUUUUGUACAGCCAGCAGGACAGCAGCUUAAAGGAUGCUCAGAAACUCCUGGGAAAACUGCAGAAGCUUGGGAACUCUGGCUCAGGUUUGAAACUUCGGGAUUUCCUGGUCGACAACGAGACCUUCUCAGACUUUCUCCGUCAUAACAUUUCCAUGCCAUCGUUUGCUGCGGACGAGAUACUGAAUGCGGAGGUCAACCUCAAGCGGGUCAUCCUGUCUGGCUACAGAAUGGAGCUGAGAAAUCUGUGCAAUGUGUCAGAGCUGUCUGAAUUCGUUACAAUUCACAACCCAGUAGUCGCGGUGGUCAGCAAAGCUUUCCUUUGUACCAUGCCUAAGGAAAAACUCUACGCAGCAGAGCAAGCCUUUCGUGCUAAUAUAGACCUUUUGAAGCCUGUACUGAAAGGAAUCACGUCCAAUUCCUCCUUACAUGAUCUGUCAGGAGUCAUGGAGACCUUGGUGGAGAGUCUUGGGAAGCUCGUUAAAGAGCUGGUGAGCAUGAAGAGCUGGAGUGACAUGAGGCAGGAGGUGAUGUUUCUGACCAAUGUGAACUCCACAAGCUCCUCUACUCAGAUCUACCAGGCGGUGUCACGGAUUGUGUGUGGCCAUCCGGAGGGGGGAGGGUUGAAAAUCAAAUCUCUCAACUGGUAUGAGGACAACAACUACAAAGCCCUGUUUGGAGGCAACAGCACUGAGGAGGAUGCAGCUAAUUUCUAUGAUAAUUCUACAACACCCUACUGCAAUGAGCUGCUGAAGAGUCUUGAGUCCAGUCCGCUUUCCCGAAUUAUUUGGAGGGCUCUGAAGCCUUUGCUCAUUGGGAAGAUCCUGUACACUCCUGACACCCCAGUCACGAGGAGGGUCAUGACUGAGGUGAACAGGACUUUCCAGGAGCUGGGCGUGUUCCAGGACCUAGGAGGGAUGUGGGAGGAGAUAAGCCCGAAGAUUUGGACGUUCAUGGAAAGCAGCCAGGAAAUGGAUCUGAUUCGGACACUGCUGAAAAGCAAAGGCCUCUGGGACACUCACUUGAGCGGCUCAACGUGGAGGGUUCAAGAUGUUUCCUUGUUCUUGGCAAAGUCCCCAGAGGACAUUCAGCCAGUGAAUGGCUCCACAUACACUUGGAUGGAUGCCUUCAAUGAGACUGACCGGGCUGUCCAAACCAUCUCCCGCUUCAUGGAGUGUGUCAACCUGGACAAGCUGGAGCCUGUGGCCACAGAAGUGCAGCUCAUAAACAGGUCCAUGGAGCUCCUGGAGGAGAGGAAGUUCUGGGCUGGCAUUGUCUUCCCUGAAAUCACCUCAAACAGUGUAGAGCUGCCUCCUCACAUCAAGUACAAGAUACGGAUGGACAUAGACAAUGUGGAAAGGACAAACAAGAUUAAGGAUGGGUACUGGGAUCCCGGUCCUCGUGCCGACCCCUUUGAAGACAUGCGGUAUGUCUGGGGCGGCUUUGUGUACUUGCAGGAUGUUGUGGAGCAGGCGAUCAUCAGGGCACUGACAGGCACAGAGAAGAAGACUGGUGUCUAUGUGCAGCAGAUGCCCUAUCCCUGUUAUGUGGAUGAUAUAUUCCUGCGUGUCAUGGGCCGUUCCAUGCCCCUCUUCAUGACUCUGGCUUGGAUCUACUCGGUGGCCGUAAUAAUCAAGGGGAUUGUGUACGAGAAGGAAGCCCGGCUGAAGGAGACGAUGAGAAUCAUGGGCCUGGACAAUGGUAUCCUUUGGUUCAGCUGGUUCCUCAGCAGCCUCAUCCCCCUCCUCAUGAGUGCUGGGCUGCUGGUGCUGAUCCUGAAGAUGGGAAACCUGCUGCCCUAUAGCGACCCCAGCGUGGUGUUUGUAUUCCUCUCCGUCUUCGCCGUGGUGACCAUCUUGCAGUGCUUCCUCAUCAGCACCAUGUUCUCCAGGGCCAACUUGGCAACAGCCUGUGGGGGAAUCAUCUAUUUCAUCCUGUACCUUCCCUACGUGCUGUGCGUCGCCUGGCAGGACUAUGUGAGCGUCUCGCUGAAAAUGUUCGCGAGCCUGCUGUCCCCGGUCGCCUUUGGGUUUGGCUGUGAGUACUUUGCAUUGUUUGAGGAGCAGGGGGUUGGCGUGCAGUGGGACAACCUCUUUGAAAGCCCCCUGGAAGAAGAUGGCUUCAACCUCACCACAUCUGCUUUCAUGAUGUUGUUUGAUACCUUCCUCUACGGGGUUAUGACCUGGUACAUUGAGUCUGUCUUCCCAGGCCAGUACGGAAUUCCCAGGCCUUGGUACUUCCCCUUCACAAAGUCCUAUUGGUUUGGUGAGGAAUAUGAGGAGAGGCGGCAUGCUCGUUCUGAUCACAAAGGGCCAUCGGAGAACUGCAUGGAGGAGGAACCCAAUCAUCUUAGCCUGGGGGUCUCCAUUCAGAACCUGGUGAAGAUUUAUCGUGAUGGCAAGAAGGUUGCUGUGGAUGGGCUCACACUGAAUUUCUUUGAAGGGCAGAUCACAUCCUUUCUGGGACACAACGGAGCUGGGAAAACCACAACCAUGUCCAUCUUAACUGGCUUAUUUCCUCCGACCUCGGGCACAGCCUUCAUCCUGGGCAAAGAUAUCCGCUCUGAGCUCAGCACCAUCAGGCAGAACUUGGGUGUCUGUCCCCAGCACAAUGUCCUCUUUGACUUGCUGACUGUGGAAGAGCACAUCUGGUUCUACGCUCGUCUGAAAGGGUUGUCAGAAAAAAAGGUGGAAGAAGAGAUGCAGCAGAUGGUGAUGGAUGUCGGCCUGCCUCACAAACUCAAAGCUAGAACCAGCAAACUCUCUGGUGGCAUGCAGAGAAAGCUGUCUGUAGCCUUGGCCUUUGUGGGUGGAUCAAAGGUUGUCAUUUUGGACGAACCAACAGCUGGAGUGGAUCCCUACUCUCGCCGAGGGAUAUGGGAGCUGCUUCUGAAGUAUCGCCAAGGCCGCACCAUCAUUCUGUCCACACACCACAUGGAUGAGGCAGACAUCCUAGGGGACAGGAUUGCCAUCAUUUCCAAUGGCAAACUGUGUUGCGUUGGCUCUUCCCUGUUUCUGAAGAACCAGCUAGGAACAGGCUAUUACCUGACCCUGGUCAAGAAGGACGUGGACUCUUCUCUGAGCUCCUGCAGAAACAGCAGCAGUACGGUGUCAUACCUGAAAAAGGAUGACAGUGUCUCCCAGAGCAGCUCAGAUGCUGGGCUUGGCAGUGACCAUGAAAGUGACACCUUGACAGUAGAUGUUUCUGUUAUCUCCAACCUCAUUAUGAAGCACGUUCCUGAGGCCAGGCUGGUAGAGGAGAUUGGCCAUGAGUUAACCUACGUCUUGCCAUAUGAAGCUGCUAGAGAGGGAGCUUUUGUGGAGCUGUUCCAUGAGAUCGACGACCGUCUCUCUGACCUGGGCAUUUCAAGUUACGGCAUCUCAGAGACUACCCUGGAGGAAAUCUUUCUCAAAGUGGCUGAAGAUAAUGGAGUGGAUGCAGAGACCUCAGAUGGCACAUUACCUGCAAGAAGGAACAGGCGUGUCUUUGGAGACAGGCAGAGCUGCCUUCAUCCAUUCACGGAAGAUGAUGCUUUCGACCCUAAUGAUUCAGAUAUAGAUCCAGAAUCCAGAGAGACAGACCUGCUCAGUGGGAUGGAUGGCAAAGGGUCCUACCAGAUGAAGGGCUGGAAGCUCAUCCAGCAGCAGUUCGUAGCUCUGCUGUGGAAGCGGCUGCUCAUUGCCAGGCGCAGCAGGAAGGGUUUCUUCGCCCAGAUCGUACUGCCUGCCGUGUUUGUGUGCAUUGCUCUCAUGUUCAGCCUGAUUGUACCUCCCUUUGGGAAAUACCCCAGCCUGGAACUGCAGCCCUGGAUGUACGAUGAGCAGUAUACCUUUAUCAGCAAUGAUGCGCCAGACGAUGCAGGCACUCAGAAGCUUAUGAACACUCUUCUCAAUGAACCCGGCUUUGGGACCCGCUGUGUGGAAGGACAUUCCAUUCCAGACACUCCUUGCCUGGUCAGAGAGGUUGAAUGGACCACCUCCUCUGUCCCCGACACGGUCCUGGACAUCUUCCUGAAUGGCAACUGGACCCUGGAGAACCCCUCCCCAGCCUGCGAAUGCAGCAAUGAGAAGAUCAAGAAAAUGCUCCCUGUGUGCCCUCCUGGCGCAGGGGGGCUGCCUCCUCCACAGAGAGAACAGAACACUGGUGACAUCCUGCAGAACCUGACGGGCCGGAACAUAUCGGACUAUCUGGUGAAGACCUACGCACAGAUCAUUGGGAAAAGUUUAAGGAACAAGAUCUGGGUGAAUGAGUUCAGGUAUGGUGGGUUUUCAGUGGGUGCCAGCAGUUCCCUCCUGCUUCCUCCCAGUGAUGAAGUCAGUGAUGCCAUCAAGCAAGUGAAGAAAAUCUUAGAGGUAGCCAAGGGGAGUUCUGGAGAUCAGUUUCUUCACAGCUUAGGAAGCUUCAUGAAAGGGAUGGACACAAAAAACAAUGUGAAGGUUUGGUUCAAUAACAAAGGCUGGCAUGCCAUUGGCUCCUUCCUAAAUGUGAUCAACAAUGCCAUCCUCCGGGCCAACCUUCAGGACGGCAAGAAUCCCAGCACCUACGGGAUCACCGCAUUCAACCACCCGCUCAACCUCACCAAGCAGCAGAUCUCCGAGGUCGCCCUGAUGACCACAUCGGUGGACGUUUUAGUCUCCAUCUGCGUGAUCUUCGCCAUGUCCUUCGUCCCAGCCAGCUUUGUGGUUUUCUUGAUCCAGGAGCGGGUCAGCAAGGCCAAGCACCUGCAGUUCAUCAGUGGAGUGAAACCGGUGAUCUACUGGCUGGCUAACUUCGUCUGGGAUAUGUGCAACUACAUAGUUCCAGCUACCUUGGUCAUCAUCAUCUUCAUCUGCUUCCAACAGAAGUCCUACGUGUCCUCUUCCAACCUGCCCGCGCUGGCCCUUCUCCUCCUGCUCUAUGGGUGGUCUAUAACACCACUCAUGUACCCAGCUUCCUUUGUGUUCAAGAUCCCCAGCACAGCCUACGUGGUGCUGACCAGUGUGAAUCUCUUCAUUGGCAUAAAUGGCAGCGUGGCCACUUUCGUCCUCGAGCUCUUCACCAACAACAAGUUGAACAACAUCAAUGAAAUCCUGAAGUCUGUGUUUCUCAUCUUCCCCCACUUCUGCCUGGGGCGGGGACUGAUCGAUAUGGUGAAAAAUCAGGCCAUGGCUGAUGCUUUGGAAAGGUUUGGUGAGAACCGUUUUGUGUCCCCUCUGUCCUGGGAUCUGGUGGGACGGAACCUCUUUGCCAUGGCUGUGGAAGGGGCAGUCUUCUUCCUUAUCACAGUGCUCAUCCAGUACAGGUUCUUCAUCAAACCGAGGCCUGUCAGUGCCAAGUUGCCUUCUGUGAAUGAUGAGGAUGAGGAUGUGACGAGGGAGAGGCAGAGGAUAAUUAGUGGUGGUGGACAGAGUGACAUCCUUGAAAUCAAGGAGCUGACCAAGAUUUAUAGAAUGAAGAGGAAACCAGCUGUUGAUCGGAUCUGUGUUGGAAUCCCUCCUGGGGAGUGCUUUGGCCUCCUGGGAGUGAAUGGCGCUGGCAAGUCAUCAACUUUCAAGAUGCUAACUGGAGAUACAGAUGUGACGGGAGGAGAAGCUUAUCUGAAGGGAAACAGUAUCUUGUCUAAUAUCCAAAGAGUCCAUCAGAACAUGGGCUAUUGCCCUCAGUUUGAUGCUAUUAAUGAGCUGCUGACAGGGAGAGAACAUCUGGAGUUCUUUGCACUUUUACGAGGUGUUCCUGAGAAAGAGGUCUGCCAGGUUGGCGAAUGGGCAAUUCGUAAACUGGGCCUUAUGAAAUAUGGAGAAAAAUAUGCUGGGAACUACAGUGGCGGCAACAGACGCAAGCUCUCCACUGCUAUUGCCCUGAUUGGGAGCCCUCCAGUGGUGUUCCUGGAUGAGCCAACCACGGGAAUGGAUCCCAAGGCACGCCGUUUCUUAUGGAACUGUGCCCUGAGCAUCAUCAAGGAGGGGAGAUCAGUGGUGCUUACAUCUCACAGCAUGGAAGAAUGUGAAGCCCUGUGCACUCGAAUGGCAAUAAUGGUCAACGGGCGGUUCAGGUGUCUUGGCAGCGUCCAGCAUCUGAAGAACAGGUUUGGAGAUGGUUAUACAAUAGUAGUGCGAAUAGCUGGGGCAAACCCUAACCUGAAGCCUGUUCAGGAAUUCUUUGGGCUUGCCUUUCCUGGCAGCGUCCUGAAGGAGAAGCAUCGGAACAUGCUUCAGUACCAGCUCCCAUCCUCGCCAUCCUCUCUGGCUAGGAUAUUUAGUAUCCUCUCCCAGAACAAAAAAAGACUCCACAUAGAAGACUACUCCGUUUCUCAGACUACACUUGACCAAGUAUUUGUAAACUUUGCCAAGGACCAAAGUGAUGAUGACCACACAAAGGACAUGUCAUUGCACAAAAACCAGACUCUUGUGGACAUUGCAAUCCUUACUUCCUUUCUGCAAGAUGAGAGGGUGAAAGAAAGUUGUGUGUGAGCUACCCUAGGCAAGGACAUGGUGUUGAGCAGGACGGGACAGCACACCUUCCUUUGCAUGGAAUGGGAUAUUCCCAAAGGAGAAAGCUAGAGGAUACAGAGGGAAAGACGUAAACUGGACACUCUACUGAUAAUCAUUCAAUGCAAUGCAAUUCAAUGCAAUGAAAACAAAAUUCAGUUACAGAGGCAGUGCCUCUUGGAGUCAUUGUCUUGUACUGUUCUCAAGUGACUGACUUGAAUCUAGUUCAUUACAGUAUAACUCUGUGAAACUGUAGUAUGGAACCCAUUGGACACUGGGCUUUCAGCCAUAGUGUAUUUUGUUCUUACACCAUAUACUUUUCCUAGGGUUGCAACAAUCGUUUAUUGAGGAAUCAUGGCCAGUGAUUAUUUAUUGAUAUUUUAAAGGUGUGCACAUUCAUACUCUUAAAAAUUUUUCAUACUGGGAGUGAAAUUUCCCUGGUGCUACAUGCAUUGCCGGCAAUGAAUGCACCGAAACAGUCAGUGCCAACCAGUUACCAAAAGGCAGUGUUGUGGCCUUAUUUUGGGGGGGGGACCACUUGACCAACUAUUCUGUAGAGAUCUGUAUAGACUGGUGGAGGUCAAUUGGUAAUAAUCCUAAACCACAAAGCAUACCAUAUGUAGAUGGUACGCAGAGAUUUGAUAUCCUGUCUCAUCAUCCGCUGCAGGGGUGGCAGCGUGCACAACUGAACCUUGCAAAUCUAUGGGACUGUCCCACUACCAUUGUGACCAAUCAUCUGCUCCCUAACUAGCCUUUAUGUAGUUAAGUACUUUGCUGCUCCUCUAGAGUUACCACAGUAGUGCCACUUGGAAGGCUGCACAAGGACUGAGUAGAGAGCAGUGGAUGAGAAGCAAAACUAGUGAUCAGCCUAGAGCAGCACUAAUGCUGCUAAUGCCAAGAGUAAAUUAUAAAACAAAAGACAGUCACUCUGCUAUGUAGUGUCCAUUCUUGAAAUCCCGUUUGGCAGCAGAAAGGUAACCAGCACCUGAAAUUCGCUAUUGCUUAGCUCAAAUGUGGUGUCAUUUCUGGCUUUGUCACUUAAACUGAAAACCUGAAGAGAGAUAAAUAAUACUAUUAAAAAAAAUUGACAUGUCCUUAAAAAAGCAGCAUAGUUAAGGUAUGGAAAUGCUUCAAUUAGAUCUCUAGCCAUAGUGUAAUUUAUUACAUUAUGUCAGCAUUGUCAUGCUCUGUUUUCAGUGAUAACUUUGUUAUAGGCAUGUAACAUGGUCUGUGCAAAUCCCAGAUUGUGUGUUCUCACAAGUACCACUAGCCCUGGCUUCAGCUACAUUUUGCCUGAAACUCUCCUACAUGGAAAUUGAGAUAUGGUUAGAUUAAUGUGCUGUAGUUUCAGUUAUUAGGUGAAUCUAACCACGGAAUAUACUUUUGUUCGUGUGGGAAACCACCUCAUUCAAGUUCCCCUUGGGAACGACUAGGCGCAUAAGCCCCAACACCACAGUGACAGCAAUCCGUAAUCUAAAGUUCAAAACUUUACAAAAAAAAUGUUUAUCAUGGUGAGAAUUACUGACACCCUCCCUUGGCUGGCUGUGCUAUGGGAGCACAUCUGUACUAAUGGGUUCCUUGAGCACCCCAGCUGUGCUUCAACCCUUAGAGCCAGCCUCAGCUCUAAGCACAUGAGCAGCCCCGCUGCCAUCAACAGGGCAACUCGUACUUUAUGGCCCAUGCUGAACCUGGGCCUCAAAGUGAUUUAUUACCUCUUGAUACUCCUCCAUCAUGACUUGAUUUUUUUCAGUAAAUGCCCUGAAGUCCUACACUAAUAAAUAUGGAAAGUGCCAUGAACUAAUCACUUAACAGCAUUAGGCAAUGUGAUGAUUAUUUAUAUACUUCCAAGCAUCUUGCCAUUGAUAAAUUCAGCAUUUUAUUAAAUGAAACACUGUGCAAAGAGUUAUGUCCUCACUGUAUUUCUGCACUGGGAUAAAGCAAACUAAUCUACAGCUCUGCUUAAGUGCCUUUUACAUACUGUAUUCAUAAUUUAAUUCACAGAAUACUGUUGUAGAGGGGAAAGGACAGAAGAAGGGGCUAGUAUACCUCAUUUCUUACAGCAUAAUCUGUAUUGUACUUACAAGAACUCAGACUUCUACAGUAUCCUCACCAAAUGAUUAACAGUAUACAUUAUAUUUUCAGGAGCAGAGCUGUUAUAAAUAUUGGGCCCAAUCCUGCAUCUGUAACUCAUGAUACCAAGGGCUGCAGGAUCAGGGCUAUGAUAUGAUUUUCAGAGUCAAUGAACAACUGAACAUUUAAUACCUCUGAAAACCAACACCGCCACAAGUGGCAUUAAUUCACAAUCUCAACAGAAGGACUACAGCUAUAGACUCAAUCUUGCAAUGCACAGUGGGGUAUGCAAGUUUUGAGCCCACUGCAGUGGGGUUUAUUUUAAACCCAUACAGAUGGUUGCACAUUUUUGAUGUAUGAUUUCAUUUGCAAUGGGUAGACCAUAUAUUCACAAUGUGCUCAUUUCUCCUAACCCUGCCAAGAAGAAAGCCUUGAAGAGUCCUAAUGCAUAAUCUGGCUUCUAUGAUAAAAAGAAAAGUUAUACUAGAUGUUGAAGGUUUCACACCUCUUCAGUCCCUGGAGAUGUCUGACUCUUGUACAUUUUUUUAAUCUGUAUGGAAUCCAGCCUGUGCCAUACAGUUCUCACAUACUGCACUCUCACCCGCUGAAAUGAUUUCCAACUACUUCUUUCUGCCCUUGGAGCUGGAUGUCAGGCAAAAUUAUCCAGGUGCCACACGUGUUAUAAUUGUGAACCACUCUGAUAAUAGAACUGCAUUUAGGGCAUUUAUGUAUUUGAAACAAUGUUACCACUUACUGUAUGCUAUUAAAUUGUUGCAACCCUUUUUGUAGUAUAUUUGUAUUUCAGUAAGGACUAUACAUGUUAUUUUUCCCAAGAUAAAGUGCUUCUCCCCUUCCUCAUCCCCUCUCCCUCCCCGCCUCAAAAAAAUACAGUUGGUCCUUCAUUCCAAGCACUUUAUGCUAUCUGUCAUGGGAUCUAUUUUUGCAUUGGAAUAUCUUAACUUUGCAAAAUCUAGAGAUUUCACAACAAAACUUUUAAGUUAAAUCUUUCAGUGGACAUUUUCAUUAAAAAUAAAUAUAUAUAUUUGUAUUUGCUAAUAAUUAUUUGUGGAAUAUUAGGCAUUUUAAUUGCCUUGUAUUGAGUUCAAAAAUAAAGUUGUAACAGCACUGUUCAUCUACAAAAAUUUGCUGUUAUACAUUUACUGUUUAGAGCAGUGCUAUUAAUCUGUGACACGCUUAUGUUUGGUUUGUGAUGUGAACUUCCACACAUUAAGUGGAAAAUUGUUUUACACCUUUCCCAUGAACUGACUGUUUUAGUCCUUUAAUGCAAACAAUAUUAAUGUAAGUUUUACUUCUGCAGUCUACUAUGGUAAAGGUUAAAUCUCAGUGUCCUGUGCCAUGAAACACGUGGUUAUUAAAACUUAGUCCAGGUUAAGGUCAGAGAUAUUCAAAACUGAUACUAGCAGUGUAAUAAAUCAGAUUCAAGUUCAAAGACCUAAUCUAGCACUUUGAUUUUUUUUUUUAGAUAGGAAAAACUGAUCUCUGAAGAAGUCAGACUCCACUGAGUCUGACAUUGGUCCUACCAUCCUGAGGCUAGUGCAUGUGUCCUCUGUAAUACAGUGUACAGCUAAGGGGGCUAUUAUAGUUAACAACUUCAAUCAGAGCCUAUCUACAGUGCAUACAUUUGUCUUUACAAAUGUAAAGUUGCAUCCCAUGGGCAAUAUUUUCCCCAUUUACAUUUGCUUUUAUUUUAAAACUAGGCUUUAGUUUUAAAAUACACUGAAUAUCUCAACUUGUAUAUAAAAUAACUGAAUUAACAUCUUGGGGCAAUGCUUUGUAAACUAGACCAAGAUUUGAUUUUUAGUCCCAGACAGAUGAGCAAUGUGCAUCUACACACUCAGUGACUCCUUCCAGCAAGAUUACUGGCUCUAAAGGAACAAUUAUCUAGGCUGGAACCAUGUAGAACCUUCAGAAUGCUGCAUUUAUAGAAGUGUUACAGUCUCUUGAUAGAAAGAACAGGAAGAGUUUUAGGCAAGUAAUAUGGCUAUAUACAACAUGCAGAACAACAAUCAAUGUUUUUAUUAGGCUUUAAGCCUUACAGUCUGGCAAAGCUUUCUCCAAAAGUAUAGGCAUAUGUACUUCAGUGGACUAGUUUAUCUGAUACACAAUCCAAAAACUCUCAGAAUUAAUUAGUUCAUUCAUAAUCAGUUUCAGCACAAUAAACAAGUAUUUGCAUGGAGACGUGAUCCAUGUAAUUUACUGUUCAGUCAUAAUUGAAUAAAGGGCUGUGGACCCACAACAGAAAGAAUUUAAGUGAAUUGCAAUACAGUAGUUCAAGUGAAAACGGUUCUGCUGAUACUUAAGCUGAGUUCCCUAUAUCACCACUUAACCAAUUUUACUGCAACAUUUCUCAUACCUAAUUCCAACCUCAUUAAAAAUAAUAAAUACAAGCAGACGCAUGGUCAGCAUGCAAACCCUAGGUUAGGAUUCCUGCUUUUUUGGGCAAGUAGUAACUGGGAAGAUGUGACCUCAGGAAGCAGGAAAGUACAUUAUACAGAUAACAGCUCUCUGAUCAUCCUUGCACUGGGACAGCUGUGAGCUUUGGAAAGGGCCUUUUGCCUUUUUGUACCCAUUCUAGAAUACUUCUGCAUGGAUGCAUCUUCAAGUGG